Molecule: messenger RNA, 3877 nt
Organism: Lacerta agilis (Sand lizard)
Lineage: Eukaryota; Metazoa; Chordata; Lepidosauria; Squamata; Lacertidae
Gene: GRK6
Product: G protein-coupled receptor kinase 6
Exons: 16
Coding region: 65-1792 (575 amino acids)
Biological process (GO): regulation of signal transduction; protein phosphorylation; signal transduction
Cellular component (GO): plasma membrane; cytoplasm
Molecular function (GO): G protein-coupled receptor kinase activity; ATP binding
Source: RefSeq, a predicted model, not a curated record
UAGGAGGUGACGGCGGCGGCAGCAGCAGCAGCAAGAACGGCUGAGGCGCCGCGGGCGGGCCCCGAUGGAGCUGGAGAAUAUCGUGGCCAAUACGGUGCUGCUCAAGGCGCGAGAGGGUGGAGGAGGAAACCGAAAAGGCAAGAGUAAAAAAUGGCGCCAAAUGCUACAGUUCCCACAUAUCAGCCAAUGUGAAGAUCUUCGGCAUACUUUGGAGCGGGACUACCACAGUUUGUGUGAGAAGCAGCCCAUAGGCCGUUUGCUUUUCAGACUGUUUUGUGAAACACGGCUUGAGCUUAUGCGCUGUGUCAAGUUCCUGGAUGCUGUGGCAGAGUAUGAAGUAACCCCUGAUGAAAAACUAAAAGAGUGUGGGCAGCUCCUGAUUGAGACAUAUUUGACCCCUAAGGGUGUGGAUCAUGUGCCUGAAGUGCCCUUGGAACUAGUAAAUCUGUGUUCUAAGCGACUGGAGCAGGAACCGGGUAAAGAGCUCUUUAAGGAAUCUACCAAGCUCAUCCAUGACUACCUUAGUGUGGCGCCUUUUGCUGACUACCUUGACAGCAUCUACUUCAACCGUUUCCUGCAAUGGAAAUAUCUGGAAAGGCGGCAUGUGACCAAGAACACUUUCCGCCAGUAUCGCGUACUAGGAAAGGGAGGCUUUGGAGAGGUGUGUGCUUGCCAGGUGCGGGCCACCGGGAAGAUGUAUGCCUGCAAGAAGCUUGAGAAAAAGCGGAUUAAAAAGCGGAAGGGGGAAGCCAUGGCCUUGAAUGAGAAGCAAAUACUGGAGAAAGUGAACAGUAGGUUUGUAGUAAGUCUGGCCUAUGCAUAUGAAACAAAAGAUGCCUUGUGCUUGGUCUUGACUCUCAUGAACGGAGGGGACCUGAAAUUCCACAUUUACCACAUGGGAGAAGCCGGUUUUGAGGAGCCACGGGCUGUUUUCUAUGCUGCUGAAAUCUGCUGUGGCUUAGAAGACCUCCACCAUGAGAGGAUAGUGUACAGGGACCUGAAGCCAGAAAAUAUAUUGUUGGAUGACCAUGGUCACAUCCGCAUUUCUGACCUGGGCCUCGCAGUUUAUGUUCCGGAGGGACAGACGAUAAAAGGUCGGGUGGGAACAGUUGGCUACAUGGCUCCUGAAGUUGUGAAGAAUGAGCGGUACACAUUCAGCCCUGACUGGUGGGCCUUAGGAUGCUUGCUAUAUGAGAUGAUUGAGGGCCAGUCUCCAUUUCAGCAGCGCAGGAAGAAGAUUAAGCGCGAAGAAGUGGAACGCCUGGUGAAGGAUGUGCAGGAAGAGUACUCUGAGAAGUUCUCACCUGCUUCCCGUUCUCUCUGUUCCAUGCUCUUGUGUAAAGACCCACUGGAACGGCUGGGAUGUCGAGGUGCUGGUGCUCAGGAAGUGAAAGAGCACCCUCUCUUUAAACACUUGAAUUUCAAGCGGUUGGAAGCAGGGAUGCUCGACCCACCAUUCAAACCCGAUCCCCAGGCUAUUUAUUGCAAGGAUGUAUUGGACAUUGAACAGUUCUCUACAGUCAAGGGAGUAGAGCUGGAGCCCACCGACCAUGACUUCUACCAUAAGUUUGCAACAGGAAGCGUCCCUAUUCCCUGGCAGAAUGAGAUGAUAGACACAGAGUGUUUCAAAGAGCUGAAUGUUUUUGGUUCAGAUGGAGCCAUACCGCCUGAUCUGGACUGGAAGGGACAGCAACCCAUCCAGCCCAAAAAGGGUCUCCUCCAACGUCUCUUCAGCAGACAGGACUGUUGUGGGAACUGCAGUGAAAGUGAAGAGGAACCCACUCGUCUAUAGGUCCCGCCAGCCUAUUAUUUCUAUGAGCCUGGCCAAGCAGCGAGCUGACUCAACAAAAGAGAUGGUACUGGCCUAGCACUGGCUUGGCUUACAAUCUAGCGCACAUGCUAGCUGUAUGAGUGUGGGAUCAUCGUUUCAGGGUGGCAGCAGACUCCAUCCUACAGAGGAAAUGCUCCAGGACGGGGGGAAAUAGACACCUCUGCAAAGGUCUUCAGUGUACUGCCGAGGGAUCAUCCUGCCACACCUUUUCCAGAGCGGAGAGAUGAUGGCAGGAGCUAGUGAAACAUUCCAGGGCUGGCCCUGAUCCUGGCCUUUGGCCUCCCAUCUGCUCACCUGCUGGAGUUUGUUUUAUAUAUUUAUAUUGAUAUAUCUAUGAAUGUAUGUAUGUAUGUAUAUAUAUAGCAUAUGUAAAUUUUUAAUUGUUGGGGAUGGAGGUCCUUCUGCAUCUCUCUCUCUUUCUCCUUUACCCCAGCGUCCUUGCUUCACCCUAGUGAACACUGUGCACCAAUAACUUCUAAGAAACAAGUAAGCGGCUCUGUUCCCCAAGCAAUGGAUCCUCGCCCUUUUAAUGUUCCCUGUGGAAUAUCCACCAAUCUGUUCUGCUGGUGGAAAUGGGUAGUAGGAGAAGCUCAGGAAUGGCAGCUGCAAUACAAGAGCAGCCUCCACUGGCAUAUCUAGUCUGCAGGGACACAAUUGGGAUAACCCGUGUGUGUCCAAGACUUCCCCCAGAUGAUUUGCUUUGUUACCGUAAUGCACAAUGAGAGUGAUGGAGAGAUGCUAAGGCUUGUAGACAUGUCAAGAUAAUACCUGCAGGUUUUUCUGAGAUGACAGGCUAAGGGUUUUUGGUUUGUUUGAUUGAUUUUAACAUGGCUUAAUUGAAGUAAGGAAGUUUUCAAACACUAGAGUAGCAUUACAGUUGACUCUCAGCUUAAACAGGGGUUUCAUUCCGGGGAUAGUGCAUAAAGCCAAAAUAAUGUAUAAUCAAAACAACCCUUCAAAAACAGUAAAAGGCAUAUCCCAGCACUCUCCAACCACCUCUACAUUCUAUCUGAAGGCUGCACACUCUCUCCCAAGGUUGCUACAGACUCUCCCUCCACCUCCAAGUAAUAUCCCAGGAUGAGUGCAAUGGUUGGUGGGAUUGCCAAUGUUUCCUCUCCACCACCUUUCUGACAUUUAUCCCUGCUGCCCCCCUUUCUUUGGCCAAGCACAUAAAGCUGUGAUUACACAAGUUAAAUGGAAGCUGGUGGCAGCAUAUGGUUUCUAGCUUUUAAUUUCUUUCUUGAAACUUCAGUAAGGCCAGUAUGAGUUGACAAGGAAAUCUGGGGAGGGUUUGUCAUUUACCUUGGGAACCUUAUAAAAGUUGAGUCUGUAUUUUUAUUUAUUUUAUUUUCUUGACCACUGUGCCCUAUCCCCCCCCAAGAAAUGAUGUGAUUCUGUUAUUUGUCCUAGUAAUGUUUUCUAAAGAGUUCACCUGCCAACUGUGCCAAUGUGGGAGCAUGCAUGGAUUCUAGCCUAGAAUCUUGAGCCCUCUGCACUUUUUUCAAAGGGUUAAACUUCAUGAAAAGUGAGAGGUCUCUAAUAAAACCACCUGGUGUCUUCAUUUUUAAUGUAAAGCCAGGAGCUAGUUCUCUGAAUUUGGAACAGCAGCAUUGAAAGUGUAGGGUUCACCCUUUUCCCUGGCACAAUUUUCCUAAUCACAUCGCACCUCAAAGCUGCUUGUUUGCCUUAGAGUAGAAAAAUAGCAGUUCUGUCCAGGUAAAGCUUGGCUCUUUUGGUGAAGAGCUCAGAAAACAUUAGGAGAUUCAAGUGUAGAUGUUCUCUGUCCGGUGUAGCUAGGCUGAAAGUCCUGGUCAUCUUUCUCCAUAGGAAUCUCUUCUACAGUCUUCCAUGGCUGGCAGCCCAAGGCACUCACAGAGCUGCAUUUGUGCCUUCAUGAAGCUCUGAUGAGUAGACCUAUUUACUGCCUGGACUAAAGAUUUCCAAUCUCAAAUAAUUCCCCUUAUUCUAUAUCUAGCGUGCACUUCUUCAGUCUCCCAGCAGUUAUUUCUAACCUGGAGUUAUUGUGUGUGUGUGUGUGUGUGUGUG